AUGCGUGUCACUAAACCCCGGGGUAUCAACAAGAAUUAUAUUUUCGCUUCCAAUGCGGCAGGAAACGGCGAGAACGUCCUCGGCAACCUUACAGGAAGUAAGACCAUGCCCAACUUUGAGACUCCUUCCUGUCACCGCGUUGAUAAAGGAUGUCUUUCCGGUGCCAGUCUUCCCAAAGACUGCGAUGACGAUUGGUUUUCUUUGGUCUUCAAUGGCAGUAUCAUUUUCAUCCUCGGAGCUAUCGGCAAAAAAAUCGAACUCUACACCGGGUUGUGUUGCAGUGGGGACAGAUCCGCGACGUCUCUCUGCAAGGCGACCCUGCCAGAGUGGCGGGGGAUAUUCCGAACGGUUCUGCGGUAUGGCCUUGCCAGGGAGGCAGAGCAGCGUCUAAACGACUUUGCAAAGGAGGCAGGGGAAAUUCUGGGCGGCUUUGAGAGGGACGCGGGGGUGAUGCUCGAUGAUUUUGCGAGGGAGGAGGUGAUGGAUGUGUACGCUGACUUUGCAAGGGAGGAGGUGGAGAUUCUGAACGGCUUUGUGAUGGAUGAGAUGGCGAUACUGUACGAUUUUGCGAGGGAGGAGGUGGAGGUGUACGACGGGUUUGCGAAGGAGGGGGGGGUGGAGGUCGGCGACUUUGUGAAGGCGGGGGUGGUGGAGGAGGACGACGACUUUGCGAUAUAG
Pseudogymnoascus verrucosus is the source of this 678-nucleotide messenger RNA. RefSeq lists its product as uncharacterized. The transcript is spliced from 3 exons. The coding region runs from base 1 to 678 and encodes 225 amino acids. NCBI's taxonomy places the organism in Eukaryota, Fungi, Ascomycota, Leotiomycetes, Thelebolales, Thelebolaceae. The record is from RefSeq and is a predicted model, not a curated record.